Molecule: messenger RNA, 1949 nt
Organism: Argentina anserina (silverweed cinquefoil)
Lineage: Eukaryota; Viridiplantae; Streptophyta; Magnoliopsida; Rosales; Rosaceae
Product: protein VTE6, chloroplastic-like
Cellular component (GO): chloroplast inner membrane
Source: RefSeq, a predicted model, not a curated record
AUGGCAUUGUCAGCACUCCUCCACAUCAAACCACCUCCCCCUCCAUUCCCCUCACUAAAACCACACCUCUCCUCCUCCAAACUCCCAAUCCAAAUCCAAACCCCUCAAGCACACUUCACUAUGCAGAGGCCUCCUCCUCAUGCAUCCACCGCCACCACCACCACCACCACUGUCCACAGUGCGGUCUCCGACGCUGUCUCCCUGAUCCAAUCCUCCCCCGCCACGUGGAAGUCUGCGAUCCUCUGCAACCUCGUGAUCUUUGUUCUGGGCUCUCCGGUUCUGGUUUCUGGGCUCUGCCUCUCCGGCAUUGCUGCCGCGUUUUUGCUCGGAACUCUCACUUGGCGCGCCUUUGGGCCCCCUGGGUUUCUCUUGGUUGCAACCUACUUCGUCAUUGGCACAGCGGUGACAAAGGUGAGAAUGGCGCAAAAGGAGGCUGAGGGGUUAGCCGAGAAGAGGAAAGGGAGGAGAGGCCCUGGAAGUGUUAUUGGAUCCAGUGCUGCUGGAUGCGUUUGCGCUUUUCUCACGAUAUUUCUAGUGGGAGGAAAGGCAUAUUCCCGGCUUUGGCAACUAGGAUUUGUUUCCAGUUUCUGUACUAAGUUGAGUGACACCGUCUCAAGUGAGGUAGGAAAGGCAUAUGGGAAAACAACGUACUUAGUAACAACAUUGAAGGUAGUUCCAAGGGGAACUGAGGGGGCUGUGAGUCUUGAGGGAACCAUUGCUGGACUUUUGGCAUCUGUUCUUCUGGCUUUUGUUGGUUGUCUCAUGGGUCAGAUAAAUGGACCUGAAGCAAUUAUAUGUGUAAUAGCUUCUCAAAUAGCAAAUGUUGGUGAGAGCAUUAUAGGUGCUGUUCUUCAAGACAAGGAAGGAUUUCGAUGGCUCAACAAUGAUGCUGUGAAUGUCAUAAACAUAUCCAUGGGCAGCACAUUUGCCAUUCUGAUGCAGCAGGCAUUACUCCAAAACUUGCAUAUGUAAAUUUAUGACCAGGGGAUGCUUCUCCUGGGUGCCAUGCUAACACAUGUCAAGUAGGAUGCAUAUAAAAACCCCGCUGACCAAAACAGACCACCCCUAUGUGGGAGACAGAUGGAUUGCUUCAUGUUGCGGGAAUGCUUUGUCUCUGAAGCACAGGUUUGAGUUCCUUUCCACCUUCCAAUUUCUGGUUCACAAGUGGAGGUCUAAUCAAUUCGGUGAGUAGUAAAGCCUUUAUAGUUGAUUACCUCGGUAUUUAUACAGUGUAUUUAUAGGGAUCAACACAAGCUUGUCAAAGCCUUUUUUAGCAUAUUUUACGUACAAAAUGUAUGAUCCAUGGAUAUUUAAUUUUAUCAAUAACAAUCUGAUUCUCCUUUGGCUCAUAACCCUAAUAUAUUUUUUCAAAUUUGCAUGAGGGCUCUUAAUGUAAUGGCUGAAGGAAAAUCGUAAUAUUUCUUGCCGAAUCUUUCUGAUGAGGGUUUUCUUUUUGGAUAAAAGAGAAAGGUUUUAUAACAAAGGGCAUAGUGCUUCUGAAGUGGGAAAAGGUGGUGCAACGAAGUGUAGUAUCGGGUCUUCAUGUGAAGAACUGAUCAAGAGUAUGCCUGCAAUGCAUAUGAUAGAAAUGGAAGAUCUGUCGAAAGUGGCAGCAAAAGAUAGGAGCAGAGCCAUUGACACACUUGAAUCCGCCAUUGCAAUAUAUGAGAAGCUCUUGGAACUCAUUCUCAAGGAAGCUAAGAAAGGCACUCGCAGCAGUAAAGAGAGGUGAAAAGAAGAAUCACAACAUGGAAAUAUUGAAACAAGCUGUAAUAUCAGACAUAAACAUAACUUGUCUAGAUAAAUAAAAACAAAAGAGGUAGAAUGCUAGUUUGACAAAUCAUAUCCCAUUUGGGUUACUUCCCUUCAAAGAAACCAUAUGAAGUUUAGAGUGUUUUUUUGAAAGUUGAUAACUAAUGACAAAAUUGAAGGAAAAACUAAUCCUCCCC